Molecule: messenger RNA, 8959 nt
Organism: Octodon degus (degu)
Lineage: Eukaryota; Metazoa; Chordata; Mammalia; Rodentia; Octodontidae
Gene: Sptbn1
Product: spectrin beta, non-erythrocytic 1
Exons: 31
Coding region: 389-6859 (2156 amino acids)
Biological process (GO): protein localization to plasma membrane; actin cytoskeleton organization
Cellular component (GO): cell projection; cell junction; cortical actin cytoskeleton
Molecular function (GO): actin filament binding; phospholipid binding; structural constituent of cytoskeleton
Source: RefSeq, a predicted model, not a curated record
CGCUGCUCCGGCGAGCUCCUGCGCUCGGCGGCGGCCGGGCAGGCUCGGGAUUGGCCGUAUUUAAACGUUUUGAAGCACGACUUGUGCCCCCUCCUCCUCUCGCUCCUUGGUAAUGUAUUUCAAGCUUCGAAGCAGGAGCCACCGAAAGAAGGGGGAGCACAAGGAAUUAGAUGCCUGAGCGCUAACUCCUCGCCAGGCUAGCGUGGUGGACUCUACAGCCAGCGUCUAUCAAGUCGCCCAGCGCCUGUUUCCGACCCGAACGCGCGGUGCAGCGCUUCCCGGCGGGGCGGAGAGCCAAGGUGCGCAGGAGCUGCUGCGUGUUGGAUGGGGGCAGGAGGUGCCGGAGCGGGGUUUCCAGUCUGCAGCCCACCAGAGCGCUACCCCGGGCAUGAUGGAAUUGCAGAGGACGUCCAGCAUCUCCGGGCCGCUGUCCCCGGCGUACUCGGGGCAGGUGCCGUACAACUACAAUCAGCUGGAGGGGAGAUUCAAGCAGCUCCAAGAUGAGCGUGAAGCUGUGCAGAAGAAGACCUUCACCAAGUGGGUCAACUCCCACCUUGCCCGAGUUUCCUGCCGGAUCACAGACCUGUACACUGACCUUCGUGAUGGACGCAUGCUCAUCAAGCUGCUGGAGGUCCUCUCUGGAGAAAGGCUGCCUAAACCCACCAAGGGGCGAAUGCGCAUCCAUUGUCUGGAGAAUGUGGACAAAGCUCUUCAGUUUCUGAAGGAACAGAGAGUCCAUCUCGAGAACAUGGGUUCCCAUGACAUUGUGGAUGGGAACCAUCGGCUGACCCUCGGGCUCAUCUGGACCAUCAUCCUGCGCUUCCAGAUUCAAGAUAUAAGUGUAGAAACUGAAGAUAACAAAGAAAAGAAGUCUGCCAAGGAUGCUUUGCUGUUGUGGUGCCAGAUGAAGACAGCUGGCUAUCCCAAUGUCAACAUUCACAAUUUCACCACUAGCUGGAGGGAUGGCAUGGCCUUCAAUGCACUGAUACACAAACACCGGCCUGACCUGAUAGAUUUUGAUAAGCUCAAGAAAUCCAAUGCACACUACAAUUUGCAGAAUGCAUUUAACCUGGCAGAGCAGCACCUCGGCCUCACUAAACUGCUGGACCCUGAGGAUAUCAGCGUGGACCAUCCUGAUGAGAAGUCUAUCAUCACAUAUGUAGUGACUUACUACCACUACUUCUCUAAAAUGAAGGCCUUGGCUGUUGAAGGAAAGCGAAUUGGAAAGGUGCUUGACAAUGCUAUUGAAACAGAAAAAAUGAUUGAAAAAUAUGAAUCACUUGCCUCUGACCUUCUGGAAUGGAUUGAACAAACCAUCAUUAUUCUGAACAAUCGCAAAUUCGCUAAUUCACUGGUUGGCGUUCAGCAGCAACUUCAGGCCUUCAACACUUACCGCACUGUGGAGAAACCACCCAAAUUUACAGAGAAGGGGAACUUGGAAGUGCUGCUUUUCACUAUUCAGAGCAAGAUGAGGGCCAAUAAUCAGAAAGUCUACAUGCCCCGUGAGGGAAAGCUCAUCUCUGAUAUCAACAAGGCCUGGGAAAGACUGGAAAAGGCUGAACAUGAGCGAGAACUGGCUCUGCGGAAUGAGCUCAUCAGACAGGAGAAACUGGAACAACUUGCCCGCAGAUUUGACCGCAAGGCAGCUAUGAGGGAGACUUGGCUGAGUGAGAACCAGCGUCUUGUGUCUCAGGACAACUUUGGAUUUGACCUUCCUGCAGUUGAGGCCGCCACCAAAAAACACGAGGCCAUUGAGACAGACAUUGCUGCAUAUGAGGAGCGUGUGCAGGCCGUGGUUGCUGUGGCAAGGGAGCUUGAGGCAGAGAACUACCAUGACAUCAAGCGUAUCACAGCAAGAAAAGACAAUGUCAUUCGGCUCUGGGAAUACCUGUUGGAACUACUCAGGGCCCGAAGGCAGCGCCUUGAGAUGAACCUAGGGCUGCAGAAGAUAUUCCAGGAAAUGCUCUACAUUAUGGACUGGAUGGAUGAAAUGAAGGUGCUGUUAUUAUCUCAAGACUAUGGCAAACACUUGCUUGGGGUGGAAGAUCUGUUACAGAAGCAUGCCCUAGUUGAAGCAGACAUUGGGAUCCAAGCAGAGCGAGUGAGAGGUGUCAAUGCUUCUGCCCAGAAGUUUGCUACAGAUGGGGAAGGCUAUAAGCCCUGUGACCCCCAGGUGAUCAGAGACCGCGUGGCUCACAUGGAGUUCUGCUACCAAGAGCUUUGCCAGCUGGCGGCUGAGCGCCGGGCUCGUCUGGAAGAGUCCCGUCGCCUCUGGAAGUUCUUCUGGGAGAUGGCAGAAGAAGAAGGCUGGAUACGGGAAAAGGAGAAGAUCCUCUCCUCUGACGAUUACGGAAAGGACCUCACCAGCGUUGUGCGCUUGCUCAGCAAGCACCGUGCCUUUGAGGACGAGAUGAGCGGCCGCAGUGGCCAUUUUGAGCAGGCCAUCAGAGAAGGUGAAGACAUGAUUGCAGAGGAGCACUUCGGGUCAGAAAAGAUCCGUGAGCGGAUCAUUUACAUUCGGGAGCAGUGGGCCAACCUGGAGCAGCUUUCAGCCGUUCGGAAAAAGCGCCUGGAAGAAGCCUCAUUGCUGCACCAAUUCCAGGCCGAUGCUGAUGACAUUGAUGCCUGGAUGCUGGACAUCCUCAAGAUAGUCUCCAGCAGUGACGUGGGCCACGACGAGUAUUCUACACAGUCUCUGGUCAAGAAACACAAGGAUGUGGCAGAAGAAAUCACCAAUUAUAGGCCCACCAUUGACUCGCUGCAUGAGCAAGCCAGUGCCCUCCCCCAAGAGCAUGCAGAGUCUCCAGAUGUGAGGGGCAGGCUGUCGGGCAUCGAGGAGCGGUACAAAGAAGUGGCAGAGCUGACGCGGCUGAGGAAGCAGGCGCUGCAGGACACCCUAGCCCUAUACAAGAUGUUCAGUGAGGCUGACGCUUGUGAGCUCUGGAUUGACGAGAAAGAGCAGUGGCUCAAUAAUAUGCAGAUCCCGGAGAAGCUCGAAGACCUGGAAGUCAUCCAACACAGAUUUGAGAGCCUAGAGCCAGAAAUGAACAACCAGGCUUCUCGGGUUGCUGUUGUGAAUCAGAUUGCACGUCAGCUAAUGCAUAGUGGUCACCCCAGUGAGAAGGAGAUCAAAGCCCAGCAGGACAAACUGAACACCAGGUGGAGUCAGUUCAGAGAACUAGUUGACAGGAAGAAAGAUGCUCUUCUGUCUGCUCUGAGCAUCCAGAACUACCACCUUGAGUGCAAUGAAACCAAAUCGUGGAUUCGGGAAAAGACAAAGGUUAUCGAGUCUACCCAGGACUUGGGCAACGACCUGGCUGGUGUCAUGGCCCUGCAGCGCAAGCUGACUGGCAUGGAGAGAGACUUGGUGGCCAUUGAGGCAAAGCUGAGCGACCUGCAGAAGGAGGCAGAGAAGCUGGAGUCUGAGCACCCUGAGCAGGCCCAGGCCAUUCUGUCUCGGCUGGCUGAGAUCAGCGACGUGUGGGAGGAGAUGAAAACCACCCUGAAGAACCGCGAGGCCUCCCUGGGAGAGGCCAGCAAGCUGCAGCAGUUCCUGCGAGACUUGGACGACUUCCAGUCCUGGCUCUCCAGGACCCAGACAGCCAUUGCCUCGGAGGACAUGCCCAAUACCCUGACUGAAGCAGAGAAGCUUCUCACGCAGCACGAAAACAUCAAAAAUGAGAUUGACAACUACGAGGAAGACUACCAGAAGAUGAGGGACAUGGGCGAGAUGGUCACCCAGGGACAGACCGACGCCCAGUACAUGUUUCUGCGGCAGCGGCUGCAGGCCUUGGACACGGGGUGGAAUGAGCUUCACAGAAUGUGGGAGAAUAGGCAAAACCUCCUCUCUCAGUCACAUGCGUACCAGCAGUUCCUUAGGGACACAAAACAAGCCGAAGCCUUUCUUAACAACCAGGAGUAUGUUUUGGCUCACACUGAAAUGCCCACCACCCUGGAAGGAGCAGAAGCAGCUAUUAAAAAACAAGAGGAUUUCAUGACCACUAUGGAUGCCAAUGAGGAAAAGAUCAAUGCUGUUGUGGAGACAGGCCGGAGGCUGGUGAGCGAUGGGAACACCAGCUCGGAUCGCAUCCAGGAGAAGGUGGACUCUAUUGAUGACAGACAUAGGAAGAAUCGUGAGGCAGCCAGCGAACUUCUAAUGAGAUUAAAAGACAACAGGGAUCUUCAGAAAUUCCUGCAAGACUGCCAAGAGCUCUCUCUCUGGAUCAAUGAAAAGAUGCUUACAGCCCAGGAUAUGUCUUAUGAUGAAGCCAGAAAUCUGCACAGUAAAUGGUUAAAACAUCAAGCAUUCAUGGCAGAACUUGCAUCCAACAAAGAAUGGCUUGACAAAAUUGAGAAGGAAGGAAUGCAGCUCAUUUCAGAAAAACCAGAGACGGAAGCUGUGGUGAAAGAAAAACUCACUGGUCUACAUAAAAUGUGGGAAGUCCUUGAGUCCACCACCCAGACCAAGGCCCAGAGGCUCUUCGACGCAAAUAAGGCUGAACUCUUCACCCAGAGCUGUGCGGAUCUAGACAAGUGGCUACACGGCCUAGAGAGUCAGAUUCAGUCUGAUGACUAUGGCAAAGACCUUACCAGUGUCAACAUCCUGCUGAAGAAGCAACAGAUGCUGGAGAACCAGAUGGAGGUGCGGAAGAAGGAGAUAGAGGAGCUCCAGAGCCAAGCGCAGGCGCUGAGUCAGGAGGGGAAGAGCACCGAUGAGGUGGACAGCAAGCGCCUCACGGUGCAGACCAAGUUCAUGGAGCUCCUGGAGCCCCUGAGCGAAAGGAAGCAUAAUCUGCUGGCUUCCAAAGAGAUCCAUCAGUUCAACAGGGAUGUGGAGGAUGAGAUUUUGUGGGUUGGUGAAAGAAUGCCUUUGGCAACUUCCACAGAUCAUGGCCACAAUCUCCAGACUGUACAGUUGCUAAUAAAGAAAAAUCAGACCCUCCAGAAAGAAAUCCAGGGCCACCAGCCUCGCAUCGAUGACAUUUUUGAGAGGAGCCAGAACAUUGUGACUGACAGCAGCAGCCUCAACGCUGAGGCCAUUCGACAGAGGCUCACCGACCUGAAGCAGCUGUGGGGCCUCCUGAUCGAGGAGACGGAGAAGCGUCACAGGCGGCUUGAGGAGGCCCACAAGGCCCAGCAGUACUACUUUGAUGCAGCUGAGGCUGAGGCAUGGAUGAGUGAGCAGGAGCUGUACAUGAUGUCUGAAGAGAAGGCCAAGGAUGAGCAGAGUGCUGUCUCCAUGUUGAAAAAGCACCAGAUUUUGGAACAAGCUGUAGAGGACUAUGCAGAGACAGUACACCAGCUCUCCAAAACUAGUCGGGCCCUUGUGGCUGACAGCCACCCUGAAAGUGAGCGCAUCAGCAUGCGGCAGUCCAAAGUGGAUAAGCUAUAUGCUGGCCUGAAGGACCUUGCUGAAGAGAGGAGAGGCAAGCUGGAUGAGAGGCACAGGUUGUUCCAGCUUAAUCGUGAGGUGGACGACCUGGAGCAGUGGAUCGCCGAGAGGGAGGUGGUCGCAGGGUCCCACGAGCUGGGGCAGGACUAUGAGCAUGUCACGAUGUUGCAAGAACGCUUUCGGGAAUUUGCUCGAGACACAGGGAACAUUGGGCAGGAGCGUGUGGACACAGUCAAUCACAUGGCAGACGAACUCAUCAACUCUGGACAUUCAGAUGCCGCCACCAUCGCUGAGUGGAAGGAUGGCCUCAAUGAAGCCUGGGCUGACCUGCUGGAGCUCAUUGACACGAGAACACAGAUUCUCGCUGCUUCCUAUGAACUGCAUAAGUUUUACCAUGAUGCCAAGGAAAUCUUUGGGCGUAUCCAGGACAAACACAAGAAACUCCCUGAAGAGCUUGGGAGAGAUCAAAACACAGUGGAGACCUUACAGCGAAUGCAUACCACCUUUGAGCAUGACAUCCAGGCUCUGGGCACUCAGGUGAGGCAGCUACAGGAGGAUGCAGCCCGCCUCCAGGCAGCCUAUGCAGGAGACAAGGCUGAUGACAUCCAGAAGCGGGAGAAUGAGGUCCUGGAAGCCUGGAAGUCCCUGCUAGAUUCCUGUGAGGGCCGCAGGGUGCGGCUGGUGGACACAGGAGAUAAGUUCCGCUUCUUCAGCAUGGUUCGUGACCUCAUGCUCUGGAUGGAAGAUGUCAUUCGGCAGAUUGAAGCCCAGGAAAAGCCAAGGGAUGUAUCAUCUGUAGAGCUAUUAAUGAAUAAUCAUCAAGGUAUCAAAGCUGAAAUUGAUGCCCGUAAUGACAGUUUCACAACUUGCAUUGAGCUUGGGAAGUCCCUGCUGGCAAGAAAACACUACGCAUCUGAGGAGAUCAAGGAAAAGUUACUGCAGUUGACCGAAAAGAGAAAAGAAAUGAUUGACAAGUGGGAAGACCGAUGGGAGUGGUUGAGACUGAUUUUGGAGGUCCAUCAGUUCUCAAGGGAUGCCAGCGUGGCCGAGGCCUGGCUGCUUGGACAGGAGCCCUACCUAUCCAGCCGGGAAAUCGGCCAAAGUGUGGACGAGGUGGAGAAGCUCAUCAAGCGCCACGAGGCAUUUGAAAAGUCUGCAGCAACCUGGGAUGAGAGGUUCUCCGCCCUAGAAAGGCUGACAACAUUGGAGUUACUGGAAGUGCGCAGACAGCAAGAGGAAGAGGAAAGGAAAAGGCGGCCACCUUCUCCUGAGCCGAGCACGAAGGUUUCAGAGGAAACAGAGUCCCAGCAGCAGUGGGAUACUUCAAAAGGAGAACAAGUUUCCCAGAAUGGUCUGCCAGCUGAACAAGGAUCUCCACGGGUUAGUUACCGCUCUCAGACCUACCAAAACUACAAAAACUUUAAUAGCAGACGGACAGCCAGUGACCAUCCAUGGUCUGGACUGUGAAGUUCACUACCAUUUGUCAAGAGCUACUCUUUCAAAAUCCUAUUGGUUUUGACUCUGGCUUCCAUAUCACCAAAAAUGUUAAAAAUUUACAUAAUUCAUACCUUUUCUUGGUUUCAUAUUUGUUUGCAUUUAAUUCAUGUUUUUGUUUUGUUUUUGGCCUUAAAGCAGCAUACUUGUUUUUUUAUUUAUUGUGAGCUUUUUACUUUAUUAAGAUUUUACAGUGAAACUCUUACUUGAGUAAUUGAAAGUAAAUGAGAUUACAGCAUAAUGAAGAAGAAAACUAAAAUCCUAACAGGUAUGGUAUCAUGCUAUGGAUACUGUUAUGUAUAAAUAUUAUUAACCUGCAGUAGUUUGCUAGUAACUAGGAAGACUGGCAUAGAAGAAAGGAGAUAUUCAGUACUAUGAUUAAACUCUGUAGUCAGCUGAACAUUCCAUGAAGCGUGCAUUCAUUCAUAGAUGACAAAAGUAAAAGGAGGCUGGGUUUCUUUGCGAAGUUGUUUUAAGUACAGAAUUGCAAACAUUUUAAGACCCCGAGUCACUUACUGCUUUUUACAAACUAGCUCUUACCUUGUUCUGCCAAGUCCUGAGCUGAGUGCAGCAGUCUCGUGCUGCAGGUGCUGCCUCGUGGGAGUGAGCUGCCCACUGGGUGCUGCUGCUGCCGCUGCCACCACUGCCGCCUCUGUUCUGGUCGUGAGCCACACCGCCAGGACCUAGAUGAGUGCGGUUCUCAGAGGGUUUUGGAGGUCUGCCUGCCAGACUGCCCGGCCUCUCCAUUCAGUCACUGACUUUGGGUGUCAAACUGCUUUAAUUUCUUAAACAAAUGGAGCAAAAGCCAUUUUGGUUCAUCCUGAUUACUUGAAUUUGAUGGCCCGUGCCUAGGAGCACCAGCAUGCCUCCUGGCUGCAGAGGUCACUUUUGUAUCUCUGUAGACAAAACUCUGUUGUACGUGUCAGAUGAACCUCUUGAUUCAUUAAUUUCUGGAGACUUUUUAUGGAGUUCUUUAUUAAGGAAUCAUGUGAGAUGGUAUGUAAUUGGCUGCUAAGGGGGACUAAAAAUGUUUUAACAGAAAUCCUUUUCCUUAGGAAUAAUGAAGUGAUUUCCUGGUACCGAUCAAAACAAAAUCCAUAUUACAUCAAAGCCUUGUGAGACAUUCACUUGCUUAUUUGCCAUAUUUAGAUGUCUUAGUGGAAUCAGAAACCUGUUUUGAUAUGUGUUCUCCAUGAGUUAAGUCUCAUUUGUCUUUUCAUUUCAUGAUGCAUGUCUUUUUUUCUUUUGUCAGGAUAACGUCGUGUAGCAUCUUGUUUGUUUUUCCUUAUCUCUAUGUACAUAUCUAUCUACUUGUGACUGUAGAUGGAUAUAUAGAUAGAUGCCAAGCUUCUUAUGUUCUGGGGUACUGUGCAUCGUUACUGGGUCUCUGCUUUAAAAUACACCAAAAUUCAUUCCAGCAGGGAGAAAACUGCUGUUCCUUAUUAUAAGGGAACCCUGAUGUGAGUUUCUGGCCCCAAAUUGCAUUACAUAUAUCACCGAUCUGUAUGUAUAUAUGUGAUGUUUACAUAUAUAUGUUUGUGUGUUUAAAUUUUAUAUUAUCAGAAUAUCCAGUUUUAAUGCUUUUUAUAUUGAGAAGACAAAAAACUAAGCACAUGAGAAAGGAGUGCUCUCAUGGCUAUUUUUAUCUAGACUUAAACUGUAGCUUGCCAGAACAGAUUUUUCAUUAACAAUUGGAUUAUAUUGGAAGAAGAAAAAGCCAUUUCAUUCUUUUGAGUGAUAAUGCAGAGACUCAAGUUAAUGAACUUGAAAAUAGUAUUGCUUUCAUGCACUUUGGAAACCAAUCAGGUGUUUUCUGUGCUACUAGUUGUCAUGUUGCAUUCAUGUUCACUCCUGAUUUAUGUAUCUCAGAUGUGCCUGGCCACUAAAGCACUCUGGACUAAUUGCUGAAAGAAGCAACAUGGGGCGGUAGGGAGGCGUGGGAGGGGUGUGUUCACAUGUACCCACUGUUUGAUCAUAGCACUAUGAUUUGCUUUUGAUGUUUGUCUGUAGUGGUGUGUUGUCUGUUGGCAUGCUUAAAGCACAGGUCCAUUAAAAUUCAUUUUAUUCCUUUUA